Rana temporaria (common frog) is the source of this 1243-nucleotide messenger RNA. It is a transcript of the gene EAPP, whose product is annotated as E2F associated phosphoprotein. The coding region runs from base 185 to 1024 and encodes 279 amino acids. Gene Ontology annotation, cellular component: nucleus. The transcript is spliced from 7 exons. The record is from RefSeq and is a predicted model, not a curated record. Gene Ontology annotation, biological process: positive regulation of cell population proliferation. NCBI's taxonomy places the organism in Eukaryota, Metazoa, Chordata, Amphibia, Anura, Ranidae.
CGAUAUCUGCUGCUGAGCAAACUGUAUCUGUGUAGGGAGUGUCUGAGAAGACCCAGCGGGCAUUUCUAGCUGUGCAAGCGCUUCGUUACGGUGUGCUCAUAGUUAUUGGAGUCUUUAUGGAGUUUGUGAGUUCUAGGGUAAAGUAGCAGAGCCCCUUAAUGUUACAUACCAGUUGGGUAUCGUCAUGAACCGGUUACAGCCUGAGUACGAUGCUUAUCCAAUCGAAGAGCCCAGUGAUGAAGAACGUGCCAAUAGCAGUUCUGAAGAUGAGUUGGAUGUGCUCUUACAUGGAACACCUGAUCAGAAACGUAAGCUUAUUCGGGAAUAUCUGACUGGUGAGAGUGAGUCCUCCAGCGAGGAUGAGUUUGAGAAGGAGAUGGAGAAGGAGCUAAGUUCUACCAUGAAGACAAUAGAGGGAAGCUGGCAACCCCUAGGAACAGGUGCAUCCAGCAGUUCUGCACCUACAGCAGUAGAGGGCAGCAAUCCACAGUAUUAUGAUGCUGUGUACUUUGACUCCGACUCUGAGGAGGAAGUUGAGCAAGUAAAGAAGCCAAGAAAGAAGCAGAAACAAAAAGUAUUAACCAAUGAUGACCUCCUAUAUGAUCCAGAAGAGGAUGAACGGGAUCAAGCGUGGGUAGAUGCAAAGAGAAGAGGGUAUAGGAACAAGCAAACCAAGUCACAAGACUUGCCCAGUAGUGAUGCUGUUUUGAACUGCCCAGCCUGCAUGACUACGCUCUGCUUGGAUUGCCAAAGACAUGAGUCCUACAAGACCCAAUACAGAGCUAUGUUUGUUAUGAAUUGCACCGUCAACAAGAAUGAAGUUCUUAAAUUCCCAGAACAGCCUACAAAGCACAGAAGACGCAAUCGCAAGAAAUUCAAGGCUCAGUUGGCAAAUUCUGCUUCAGAUACGCAGAAUACAGAAAUGUACCACCCUGUGAAAUGUAAUGAGUGUUCCACAGAGGUGGCAGUUUGUGACAAAGAGGACGUGUAUCAUUUCUUCAAUGUCUUGGCCAGUCACUGCUAGAACAGACUGGUCCUUGGGGCUGGAAGUGUCUGAAGAAAUGAAUUGUUCUUGUUGUCCAUGGCAACCAGUCAGACUUUUUUUAUUUCUAAAUGAGAAUGAAAGAGAAUGUCCAACUGGUUAACAUGAGUAGCAAAACUCCGAAGCUGCCUUACUAAAGGAGUUAAGGGGUUGUAAAGGUAAAACAUUUUUCCCUAAAUAGCUUCCUUUACCUUAGUGCAG